Messenger RNA from Neodiprion virginianus, 1539 nucleotides. RefSeq names its product CD63 antigen-like. The transcript has 5 exons. The record is from RefSeq and is a predicted model, not a curated record. NCBI's taxonomy places the organism in Eukaryota, Metazoa, Arthropoda, Insecta, Hymenoptera, Diprionidae. The coding region runs from base 399 to 1139 and encodes 246 amino acids. Gene Ontology annotation, cellular component: membrane.
GGCCUUGGCGUCUCGAACACAUUGACGGAAAACGCGUCUGCCUCGAGAUAUCGCGUCGCAACAGCUGCAGGGUCGAGACUCGAGCCGAGACUGUCGUGGUGUUUGUGACCGGCAGCAGUGUGGAAAUUUGAGUCGAGUCAGAGGGACAGUCAGGAAGUCUCGUUGGCGAACUACGGAUCGUUCGUAUCUCUGUUCAGUUAACAAUUGACCCCUCGGCAGAACUUUGCGUCCUUAAACUGACUCACGUCCUGUAAAAUAACAGUCAAUCGGGUUAUUCGAACAGUUUCGUGUGCAGUUAUAACGAUUCCAUUUAGUGCGGUUGACCGGAGAGAGUAAAGUCUCGCCGAAAUAAACUUACUGUUUUUAUUUUACCCCUCGUGGUAUUAUUCGCAGAUAUAAUGGUGGUCGGUGUCCCACUUUCGAUGGGUUCGCGCUGCGUCAAGUACCUUAUGUUUAUAUUUAACCUGCUCUUUGUGAUUAGCGGAAUCCUGCUGAUCUCGCUUGGAUCGGUGAUUUUUGCCAUUUUCCAUGAAUACCGCCAUUUCCUUGACAAGGAAUUCCUCUCGGUACCAUCGCUGCUGAUAGCGAUUGGUGUGAUAAUUUUCCUCAUCGCAUUUUUCGGCUGUUGUGGAGCUGUUCGGGAAAAUUACUGCAUGCUUUUUACGUUUGCCACGUUGAUGAUACUCGUAUUCAUCCUCGAACUUGCCGGUGGAAUUUCUGGAUACGUACUGAGGGCACAAGCGUCCGACAUCGUUACUGAAAAAAUGAACAGCUCGAUGGCCGAAUACAAGGACAAUACCGAGAUCACUUUCCUCUGGGAUGGGAUUCAGAAAAAACUCCGAUGCUGUGGCACAAAUGAGCCGAAGGAUUGGCAGCUAUACUUCGCCAACGAUUCUCUCCCAAUGACUUGCUGUGAUCCACAAGCUGGUGCCGCUGGAACUGUGUCCUGCAAACUCAAUUCAACAUCAGAGCUGCACGUCCACGAUGUAGGCUGCGCUCCCGCUUUUCUUGACUUCGUCAAAGUGCACGCUCUGCAACUCGGCGGAGUCGGUUUCGGCGUCGCUUUUCUACAGUUCGCCGGUAUCUGGUUUGCGAUAUCCCUGGCAAAGUCCAUCAGAAAUACUUACGAGUCGGUUUAGUCAUCACGGAAAAAGCGCACCGUCUUUGAGAUGGAGGAAAACUAAAAGAAAAUCUCAUUCCAAGAAUUAAACGUUAUUAUCACUAUAUGUAUAAUGACUUAAAUUUGUACAUAUAGCUGUGUAUGCUUUUAUACUUCCGACUUACUAAUAUUGAAAUACUUUGUUGUUAUAUUAUACUCGUGCCUGUACUUAUACGAUGUGAAAAGUGGUGCCAUAUAAUUAUAUAAGUAUAUUAUUUUGUUUGAUACAUUAUUCAUAUGAUUAAAAGAAUUUAGAAAAUGCGAAAGAUAGAUACUUGGCACUAGUUCUACCGUUUAUACGAUUAAUGAAGAAAUUCUGAGAUAAAAAUAACUAUUGUACUGACAAAAGUGUUAUUUCAAAUGAAUGUCAAAUUUAUAUG